AUGGCGGAAAAAGACACGCUUGACGAGAACACCUUGCAGGUGCUGCAAGACAUGGCCAAUCGCCUGCACCUCCACGCCAUCAAGGCCCUCUGUGCCUCAAACUCCGGCCACCCCACAUUGUGCAGCAGUGCUGCUGAGAUCAUGUCCGUGCUGUUGUUCUACAUCAUGAGGUAUAAACAGAUGGACGCGGAGAACCCGAACAAUGACAGAUUCAUCCUCCCCCGCAAGGAUCAUGCUGCUCCAAUCCCUGCCACCUGGGUAGAGGAGGCCCACAUGAGUGAAUCCAACUUGUUGAGCUCGAGGAGCGUGGAGCUUGAUUUGGAGGGGCGUCCCACCCGUCAACUGUUGUUUGUUAAUGUGGCAACUGGAUGGCUGGGGCAAGGACUGGGGAUCGCAUGUGGGAUGGCAUAUACUGGCAAGUACUUUGACAAGGCCAGCUACCGCGUGUUCUGCCUCAUUGCAGAGUGCGAGUCCUCGGAAGGCUCCUUCUGGGAGGCCAUGGCCUUUGCUUCCCACUACAGUCUGGACAAUCUCGUGGCCAUCUUUGACGUGAAUCGCCUGUGCCACAGCACCCUGCCCCUCGAGCACUGCAUGGACCUCUUUCAGAAGCGCUGUGCAGCCUUUAGGCGGAGUACUUUCGUGGUGGGUGGCCGCGAUGUGGAGGCGCUGUGCCAGGUGUUCCAGCAGGCGGCUCAAGUGAAGCGCGAGCCCGGUGCUAUAGUUGCCGAGACCUUCAGGGGCCACGGCGUGCCACAUGUUGAGGAUGCAGAAAAUUGGCGUGAAAGGCCAAUGCCAAAAGAAAGAGUGGAUACAAUCAUCAAACUAAUUGAGAGCCAGAUACAGACCAAGAAGAAGCUUGACCCAAAACCCCCUGUUGAAGACUCGCGUCAAAUCAACAUCACAGAUAUAGAAAUUACCUCUCCACCUCCUUACAAUGUUGGUGACACGAUAGCUACUCGGAAAGCAUGUGGUUUGGCUCUGGCUAAGCUGGGCCAUGCAAAUGACAGAGUCGUUUUGCUGGACGGUGACAGCAGGAACUCCACCUUCUCUGAGAUAGUCCAGAAGCAACACCCUGAGGGCUUCAUUGAGUGUUCUGUUGCUGAGCAAAACAUGGUGAGCGUGGCACUGGGGUGCGCCACCCGUGGUCAGACGGUUACUUUUGUUUGCACCUUCACUGCCUUUUUGACCCGAGCAUUUUUUGAUCAGAUCCGGAUGGGAGCCAUGUCUCAAACCAGCAUCAACCUUAUUGGGUCCCACUGCGGGGUAUCCAUAGGUGAAGACGGCCCCUCCCACAUGGCCCUGGAGGAUCUGGCCAUGUUCCGAGUGGUUCCGAACUGCACUGUUUUCUAUCCAAGCGAUGCCAUCUCCACGGAGCGUGCUGUGUUCCUGGCGGCCAAUACCAAGGGGAUGUGCUACAUUCGGAUCAGUUGGCCAGAAACUGCAGUUAUUUACGACCCACACGAAACCUUUGAGAUUGGACCGGCCAAGGUCGUCCGCAACAGUGUCAACGACAGGCUCACAGUUGUUGGAGCUGGAGUGACUCUGCAUGAAGCCUUAGCAGCCGCCGGUGAUCUUUCUAAACCAGAUAUUUCUAUGCACGUCAUCGACCUGUUUACUGUUAAACCCCUGGAUGCAGCCACCAUCAUCUCCAACGCAAAAGCCACAGGUGGCCACAUUAUCACAGUGGAGGAUCACUCUCCAGAAGGUGGCAUUGGGGAGGCUGUUUGUGCAGCGGUAUCCAUGGAGCCUGACAUCCUGGUCCAUCAGCUGGCAGUGCCGGGGGUGCCUCAGAGCAGGAGGCCGAGCGAGCUGCUCAGUGUGUUUGGGAUCAGCUCCAGACACAUCAUAGUGGCUGUGAGGAGCAUUUUAAAGAAUUAA
Messenger RNA from Kogia breviceps (pygmy sperm whale), 1878 nucleotides. It is a transcript of the gene TKTL1, whose product is annotated as transketolase like 1. The record is from RefSeq and is a predicted model, not a curated record. Gene Ontology annotation, molecular function: transketolase activity; thiamine pyrophosphate binding. Lineage: Eukaryota; Metazoa; Chordata; Mammalia; Artiodactyla; Physeteridae.